AUGCCCGCCCACACAGAAUCCUCGCCGCUGCUCCCUGCCGAGCCUGCUAUCGAGCGCUACUCGCCUCUCCUCAGCGAGCUUAAGGAGUCUCCUGUUGAUGAGCCAGCCAGAAUCGAGACUACCGAUAUCCUCCGCGAUGUCAUCAUCGGCUUCUCAGAUGGUCUCACCGUCCCCUUUGCCUUGACGGCCGGUCUCUCGUCGCUUGGUAGCACCAAGAUUGUCAUCAUGGGUGGUCUUGCCGAGCUCUUCUCCGGCGCCAUCAGCAUGGGUCUCGGUGCCUACCUUGCUGCCGUAACAGAGCGUGAUCACUACAAUGCCGAGGAGCAGCGUGAGCGCAACCAGGUCGAUGCCAUGCCCGAGGCGCAGCGCGCCCAGAUCUUCUGCAUCAUGGACAAGUACCACGUUCCCCGCGCGGCUGUCGCGCCCCUCGUCGAUGAGCUCUGCAAGAACCGCGAGCACUGGGCUCGCUUCAUGGUCGACUUCUCUCUGCGUCUGGACCGUCCCAACAUCCACUACGCUUGGAUCUCUGGCCUCACCAUGGGUCUCAGCUACUUCAUCGGUGGCAUCGUCCCCAUGAUUCCCUAUUUCAUCAUGGCCAAGGUUGGCGACGCCUUCCUUGUCUCCAUUGCCGUCACCGCUGUUAUCCUCGUUGUCUUUGGCUACGUCAAGAACUACGUUGCCAUUCGCAAUCACCGCGCUGGUGUCUGGGGUGCGAUUCAGACUCUCAUCAUUGGUGUCUUGGCCGCAGGCACAAGUUACACUAUUGUUAAGAUGCUCGAUGCGCACAACUAA
Molecule: messenger RNA, 792 nt
Organism: [Torrubiella] hemipterigena
Lineage: Eukaryota; Fungi; Ascomycota; Sordariomycetes; Hypocreales; Clavicipitaceae
Source: the annotation of a GenBank genome assembly